Coffea eugenioides is the source of this 1824-nucleotide messenger RNA. RefSeq lists its product as uncharacterized. Lineage: Eukaryota; Viridiplantae; Streptophyta; Magnoliopsida; Gentianales; Rubiaceae. The record is from RefSeq and is a predicted model, not a curated record. The transcript is spliced from 2 exons. The coding region runs from base 1 to 1824 and encodes 607 amino acids.
AUGACCCUCAGGAGUGGGAAAGAGGUUGAAGGACCAGCACCAGUAGCUCCGAAGGACAAGAAUGAGGACCGCAUUGAGAAGGAGCUUGAGGAAGAAGGAACGCCCGGCAUAAAUAAAAAGGUAAUACGUACCCCAGUGGUUCCAGUUAAGCCUAACCCACCACCUUUUCCUAGCAGGUUGGAAAGGCUUAAAAAGCAUAACAAGAAAAAGGAAAUUCUGGAGAUGUUUAGAAAGGUGGAGAUAAAUAUCCCCUUACUUGACGCAAUUAAGCAAGUACCCCGGUAUGCCAAAUUCUUGAAGGACCUAUGCAUCAAUAGGAAGAAAUUGAGGGGAGAUGAAAGGAUAAUUGUGGGAGAGAACGUAUCCGCAGUGCUUCAAAGAAAACUUCCGCCCAAGUGUGGAGAGCUAGGUAUGUUCACUAUCCCUUGUAAAAUCGGGAACACUAGCAUUAGGAAUGCCAUGUUAGACCUAGGAGCCUCUAUAAAUGUGAUGCCCAAGGCUAUUUAUGCUUCUCUAAAUUUGGGUCCCUUAAAGGAAACUGGCAUUAUAAUUCAAUUGGCUGAUAGGACUAAUGCUUAUCCCGAUGGGGUGAUAGAAGAUGUGUUAGUGCAAGUGAACAAUUUAGUGUUCCCCGCUGAUUUUUAUAUUCUUGAUAUGGGUAAUGAACGUUCUCCAAAUCCAUCACCAAUUUUGUUGGGGAGGCCCUUCUUGAGCACGGCUCGUACAAAAAUUGAUGUUAGUGAGGGCACCCUAACGAUGGAAUUUGAUGGAGAAAUAGUUCAUUUUAAUAUAUUUGAGGCCAUGAGAUAUCCUUGUCAUUCUAAUGCUAUUUUCGCUAUGAGUGUAAUCGACCCUUUGGUGCAAGAAGUGUUUGAAAUUAAUAGCAGGGAUGAAUUGGAGACAGCAAUCACCAAACAUUUGGAUCUGGAAGCAACUUGUGAAAUGGAGUUAGAUGUCAGUUUGCAAAGAAUGGUUGGAGCCUUGCAAUCACUAGGCCAAAGUUCUCUAAGGUAUGAUGUCGCUCCUAUAUUGGUGCCUGAACCACACCUAAAGCUAUUACCCUCUAUCGUGCAGGCACCUGAAGUGGAGUUAAAACCUCUGCCCGAGCAUCUAAAGUAUGCCUAUCUAGGUGAAAAAUGGACGUUACCAGUGAUAAUCUCAUCCAAAUUAUCACCCAGGGAGGAGGAUAAGCUGCUACGGGUUCUAAGGGAGCAUAAGGAAGCUAUAGGUUGGACAAUUGCGGACAUAAAGGGUAUAAGCCCGUCCGUGUGCAUGCAUCGAAUUCGCCUGGAAGAGGAUGCUAGGCCGAUAAGACAACCACAAAGGAGAUUGAACCCCAUCAUGAUGGAAGUGGUCAAGAAAGAGGUAAUCAACCUUCUGGACGUGGGAAUCAUUUUUUCUAUCUCAGAUAGCCCGUGGGUGAGUCCAGUCCAAGUGGUGCCAAAGAAAGCAGGGGUAACUGUGGAAGAAAAUCAUGAAGGGGACCUCGUUCCAGUUCGAAAGCCUACGGGUUGGCGCCAGUGCAUCGAUUACCGCAAAUUGAACGCGAUAGCAAUUGCACCAGAGGAUCAAGAGAAAACAACUUUCACUUGCCCCUUUGGCACUUUUGCCUAUCGAAUGAUGCCAUUUGGAUUGUGCAAUGCCCCUGCAACAUUUCAGAGGUGCAUGAUUAGCAUUUUUUCUGAGUAUGUGGAGAGAAUAAUUGAGGUAUUCAUGGAUGACUUCAGUGUCUAUGGUGAUAGUUUUGACGAUUGCUUAGAUAACCUGACAUUGAUUUUAAAAAGAUGCAUUGAGACUAACCCAGUGCUCAAUUGGGAAAAAUGA